Homarus americanus (American lobster) is the source of this 3379-nucleotide messenger RNA. Its product is annotated as aminopeptidase N-like. The transcript has 18 exons. Gene Ontology annotation, biological process: proteolysis; peptide catabolic process. Gene Ontology annotation, molecular function: metalloaminopeptidase activity; zinc ion binding; peptide binding. The coding region runs from base 343 to 3192 and encodes 949 amino acids. The record is from RefSeq and is a predicted model, not a curated record. Gene Ontology annotation, cellular component: cytoplasm. NCBI's taxonomy places the organism in Eukaryota, Metazoa, Arthropoda, Malacostraca, Decapoda, Nephropidae.
UGUAAAUAUUGCUGGAAUCACUCAAGCACACUGCUAUGUAUAAUACGAAAUCUGUCUAAAAUAUAGCUAGUUUUGAGUCGGGAAUUUUAAUGAUUAUAGACGUACCCCAAAUGGCAAUAUCUCCUUUGACUACUACCGCCCGCAUCACGCCAUUCCACAAGACACUGAGACGACCGUUGUAGAAGUCUCCAGCAUCUCCAUAGUAUUCGUAAACAUUAUGUAUCAAGAUUUAGAUGUGCUGUCUUAAUAUUCAUGCAAAGCGGGAUAUAUCUAUUCAUUACGUUUUCGUAGUAACAAGUGAUACAAAUCGACAAUAAGUGAGAGUAUCUGUAGUUAAUAGUAAUGAAUCUAUUACUACUGUUUUUCUCGUGUAGCCUCUUCAUUGGUGAACUAGCCACCGUGGAUGGCCAGGAUGAAGAGUCUGGGGUAGAAGUGGUGACAGUGCUGGGUACACUCCUUGAGGAUGGCUUAACCCUUCAACCUCAAGUUGAUAACAUCAGGGAAGUAACGACCAACUCAGCCCGUUUGCCUCCAUCACUGCGCCCCAUCCACUACACCAUCCGGCUACAGCCUUUCAUCAAUGGCAACUUUAGCAUCCAUGGCAGUGUUGAUAUCCAUCUCCAGGUCCUGCAGCCCACAGAUAGGGUGGUCCUCAAUAUGGCCGACAUCAUCACCAGGAAUGAGUCUGUCUCGGUGAUUGCUGAGGAUGCAUUUAACGAGAGGGUGAGAGUGGUGGAACAGACCUUUGACCCUUUACUCCAGCUCUACACGGCGCACCUAGAAAAACCACUGGUCACAACCACCACCUAUGUCUUCCACAUGGAGUUCCAGGGCUUCCUUAAUGAUAAACUGGUUGGCUUCUAUCGCUCUGUGUAUACUGAUGUCCAGGGCACUAAGAGGUUAUUGGCAGUUUCGCAGUUUUCUCCUACUGAUGCACGAAGAGCUUUCCCAAGCUUUGAUGAGCCCAGCUUCAAGGCCACCUUUGACAUUUAUCUGGCAAGGCAGACCAAUAUGACAGCCCUCUCCAACAUGCCUCUCAUAAACACCCAACCCAUAGCUGGACAGGAGGACUGGGUAUGGGACUCCUUCAACACCACACUGCCCAUGUCCACUUACUUGGUUGGGUUCCUCAUCAGUGACUUCUCAUACCUGGAAUCAUCAGCACUCAACCAUACUCUUUUUAAAGUUUGGACACGCAAGGAUGCCCUUGACCAAGCCACAUAUGUUCGUGAUGUUGCUCCAACAAUUCUCACCUUCCUUGAGGAUUAUUUCAGUAUUCCCUUCCCACUCCCUAAACUGGAUAUGUCAAGUGUACCAGAUUUUAAAUUUCGUGGUAUGGAAAAUUGGGGGCUUAUUCUUUACAGGGAAACUGCACUUCUGUAUGAUCCACAUAAGUCCUCAGCAGAAAGCAAGCAGAGUUUGGGUCAUGUCUUAGCCCAUGAGAUUGCCCAUCAGUGGUUUGGGAACCUGGUUACCCCGGUCUGGUGGUCAGACCUCUGGCUCAAGGAGGGUUUUGCUACUUUUAUGGGCUUUGUGGGGCUGAAUGCUGCUGAACCAACGUGGGGCAUCAUGGAGCAGUUCUUGACAAGCAAUCUCCACAUAGCCCUGCAGCUCGACAAUCUCCGGUCGUCACACCCCAUCAAUGUAGAGGUCAACCAUCCAGAUGAUAUCAGCGAGAUAUUUGAUACAAUAUCAUACAAAAAAGGUGCUUCUAUUAUAUGGAUGAUGCAUCGCUUCUUGUCAGAGGUGACCUUUAGGAAGGGCAUCACAAACUGCCUUAAUGCUUUCAAGUUUGACAAUGCUGAACAGGAUGAUCUCUGGCAGCAUCUGACAGAAGCAGCUCAUGAAGAUGGUAUUUUGCCCGUAGAUCUCACCGUCAAAACUAUCAUGGAUAGCUGGACACUUCAGGCAGGAUACCCUGUCAUCUCUGUUAUGAGGAAUGAUACAACUGCUACUCUCACACAGGAAUGGUUCUAUCUUGGGGAAAUCAACAAGACCUCUGGCAAUCAGCCAGGUUGGUGGGUGCCAAUAUCAUACACCACCCAGAACAAUCCAAACUUUCAACAGACAAACCCAAAAUUCUGGAUGGCCCAAGAUAGAAAGCCUCUGGAAAUUUCAGGACUACCAAACCUGACACACUGGGUCAUUGUCAAUGUCCAAGUGUCAGGUUACUACAGAGUUAAUUAUGAUAGUAUCACCUGGCAACUCCUCACUGGUCAGCUGGCCAGUGACCACAAAGCCAUUCAUCUGGCCAACCGUGCCCAGUUACUGGAUGAUGCUUUCAACUUGGCACAAGCAGGUCUGCUAGACUACUCAACAGUGCUGACAGCAACUACUUAUUUAGAGAAAGAGGAGGACUUUGUGCCCUGGAGAGUUGCCCUCACCUCCUUCAGCUACCUUAUUAAUAUGUUUGAGCGUGCUGCAGGGUAUGGAGCUCUCAGGGAAUACAUUCGGUCCUUAAUGGUGCCUUUGUAUGAUUCUGUUGGGUUUGAUGACCAUCCAGACGACCCCCAUCUAACUCAGUUUAAGCGAGUCAUUGUCCUCGAGUAUGCCUGCAAGUUGGGUCAUCCUUCCUGUGUUAAAAAUGCUGUUCAUCUGUAUUCUAUCUGGAUGAAUUCACCUGCCAAUGAAAGCAUUGUGCCAGUGAAUGUGCAAGACACAGUGAUGUGUACUGGUGUGGCCAGUGGAGGGGAAGCUGAAUGGAAGGCAGCUUGGACACGCUAUACCAAGUCCAAUGUUGGCUCAGAGAAGGCAAUGCUUCUGUCUGCCAUGGGUUGUACUAAGGAGGUGUGGAUCCUGGCAAGGUACCUCAAGAUGGCUUUCACCGAAAAGAGUGGGAUCAGAAAGCAAGAUGCUUCAAGUGUGUUCACUGCUGUAGCUUACAACUCUGUGGGUCGUGACUUGGCUUGGAACUUCCUCCAGGAUCAGUGGCCUGUCAUACUGGAAUAUUUGGGACCAGGUUCAUCCCAUCUCUCCAGGAUAGCCAAGGCUGCCAGCCAAGGUUUCAACGCUCAGCUGGAACUCAAGGAGCUGAUGAAGUUUAAAUCUGACAAUGCAGAUCACCUGGGGUCAGCCAGAAGGGCUCUGGACCAGUCACUCGAGAGAGCCACACUCAACACAGCCUGGAUGGAAAAGAACUAUGAUGCCAUUUUAGUGUGGCUUAACGGACAAGGCUAUGACCACACACUCUAAGACUUUGUGUAUUAAUAUUAAACAUUAUGGCUCAGGUACUUACAUUAAAAUGUAUGCUAAUGCACUUAUACAGUACAUGUUUAUGCAUAGUUUUUCUUGAACUAAAAUGUAUGCAUAUGUAUUUUUACAUACUAUACACUAGAAGCACAACUUUAUUUUUAUUAAAUUAAAAUCAUGGUUGUAUGAA